Molecule: messenger RNA, 420 nt
Organism: Penicillium lagena
Lineage: Eukaryota; Fungi; Ascomycota; Eurotiomycetes; Eurotiales; Aspergillaceae
Exons: 2
Coding region: 1-420 (139 amino acids)
Source: RefSeq, a predicted model, not a curated record
AUGGAAUGGUUAUCGGCCCUCACGUACGGCCCGGCAUUUGUGUUCAGUGUGUUCAGUGCAUUGUUCACCUAUCUACUGGGUCUGGUCCGGUUCCUGGCCAUACCUUUCCUCUACGUGGGCCAUGGCCUCCUCCACCUGGCUUUCCUCCCCGUGCGGGUCCUGGCCAGGUUCGAGGUCUUCCUUUUUUUUGUGGCGGGCGCCGUGUUGACCGGGACGACGAUUGGCUUGCUUGUAUAUUGGACGGGAGCCUCCCUAUCGCAUGUUCUGCGCAUCUCCGAGGAUUCUAGUCCGCCGCCAGACGACGUAGAGCCCGAAGAGCCGCCAUUCGACUACCUAGCCGAGUGGAAGGCCAUGGGUGAUCGCCAAUUGCUCUCGACGGCGAUCGUGGAAGAGGAAGAGUCCAGCCAGGACAGUACAUAA